AUGGAGGCGGCGGAGCUGGAGUCCCGCUUCCUGCCCUUCCUGCAGCCCAUCCGCGACCUGACCAAGAACUGGGAGGUGGACGUGGCCACCCAGCUGGGCGAGUACCUGGAAGAGCUCGAGCAGAUCCGCAUUUCGUUUGAUGGUGGAAAAACCACCAUGAACUUCAUCGAGGCAGCCCUGCUGAUCCAAGGCUCGACCUGCAUCUACAGCAAGAAGGUGGAGUAUCUCUACUCUUUGGUUUACCAGGCGCUCGACGUCAUCUCCAAUAAGAAGCGAGAGAGGCAGCCAACGUCUGUGAGAGCAGAUGGAACGGAUGCGGAUGUCAGCGCCGGUCCCGAAUCAGAAGAGGAAAAGUUCCUGUCUUUGGAUGACAUUCAAGAGAGCAGCAGAGCGAGCACGGACCUGAGGGAGAACCAUCGGCACAGCACUGUCAGCGUCGUCCCCUUGACUCCCAUGGCCCUGGUGCCCCCAGAGGAGGCGGAAAAGAAGGACAACCCCCUGUUUAGCCGGAAAGGGGAGAUCCUGGCGAGCCGGAAGGAUUUCACGAUGAACAUGUGCACUCCCCAUGCCAGCGGGGCCUUCAUGGUGGAGCUGGCAGGACUUUCACCCACCAAGUGGCCGCCCGGGCGGAACGGCGGAUGCGACGGUGGCAACUCCGUGGGAGCCCAGCAGCUCGCCCCAGGAGCUGGAUGCGUCCCCAUGGAGGCCAGCAUGUGUGAGAUGCCCGUUCUUGCCCUGAACUUCUCCGGGGACGGAGCCGAGGCAGCGAGACCUGAGUGCGGCGACGACGACGACGGAGGGGGCGGUGACUUCGCGCUGGACGUCUCAGAUGGCGGCCCGGAGGCCCCUGCGAGAGUGGCAGAGCACGUUUUGCUUCAAGCGAGCGUCCCCCAAAAGAAAGGAUAUAUGUUGCGGGAGAGACCUCCUGCCCCAGACGCCAGUGCUCAUGUAAAGGAGAUGCUGGACCCCUGGCGCAGCCUCGACCCCUUCAGUUCCUCGGAUGAGAAGCCCCUGAAGAAAGGGAAGCCCUUCACGGUGCCCCGGAGCCUGGGCGACCUGCUAGGCACGAAGCGGAAGAGGAGGACGUCCGUCAAGCUGCAGGAAUUCCCCAAGUGGUUCUCGGCAACGGAGCAUGACAGAGCCGGCGACCGGAAGAGCAAGAAGAGAGGCCCGACGUUUGCCGACCUGGAAGUUCUCUACUGGAAGCACGUGAAGGAGUGCCUGGCUGCCCAGCGGAAGCUGCAGAGGCGGAUGCAAGGGUCGCUGCUGGCCCCUUUGCACGAGGAGCCGCCCCUUGAAGAAGAGGAGCCGGAACCCCCAGAGGAGGAGCGGGAAGAGGACAACAUCUUCGAUGGCGGAGCAGAAGAUGAUUUUGUGGAGCACGAUGACCUCCCUCCACUAGGAGCUGCAGAAGAGGAGGUGCCAGAGGGUCUCAACCAAGUCCCCGAGUGCCUGAGCUAUGAGGACCUGGUCCGGAAGAAUGUGGAGCUCUUCAUAGCCCAUUCUCAGAAGUACGCCCGCGAGACGAUGCUGUCACAGCGCAUCCGGGACUGGGAAGAGAAGAUGGGGCCGCAGCUGGAGGAGCAGGAAGCCCAGGGGCCCUUUGACAUCCACAGCUACGGGGACCGCUUGGCGUCCCGCCUGGGCCAGGUGGGCGAGUGGCGUUCCUUUGCCAGCCUGGUGGCCGGGGAGCCCGCCUUCGAGGUGUGCCGUUGCCUGCUGGCCUCCCUGCAGCUGGCCAAUGAUUACACUGUGGAAAUCUCCCAGCAGCCCGGCCUCGAGGAGGUGGUGGACACGGCGGCCUUGCGCUUGCUGACCCAGGAGAGGGCCCAUCAGCGCUUCCAGACCUACACAGCCCCCUCCCUCACCCAGCAGUGACACCUCCCCCCCCUCUUCAUUGUACAGCCCCUCUUCCUCCUUCGCUGCCUCCUCUCUGCCUCUCCCGGGAGCAUCCGGUCAGCUCCUCCUCGCUGCUGUGCGCCCGGCUGCAAUAAACGGUGCAUUUUGGU
Heteronotia binoei (common prickly gecko) is the source of this 2009-nucleotide messenger RNA. It is a transcript of the gene NCAPH2, whose product is annotated as non-SMC condensin II complex subunit H2. Gene Ontology annotation, molecular function: chromatin binding. Lineage: Eukaryota; Metazoa; Chordata; Lepidosauria; Squamata; Gekkonidae. The transcript is spliced from 20 exons. Gene Ontology annotation, biological process: mitotic sister chromatid separation; meiotic chromosome condensation. Gene Ontology annotation, cellular component: nucleus; condensin complex. The record is from RefSeq and is a predicted model, not a curated record. The coding region runs from base 1 to 1878 and encodes 625 amino acids.